Rubroshorea leprosula is the source of this 625-nucleotide messenger RNA. NCBI's taxonomy places the organism in Eukaryota, Viridiplantae, Streptophyta, Magnoliopsida, Malvales, Dipterocarpaceae. The record is from the annotation of a GenBank genome assembly.
CUAUCCAUUUCUUUCCCCUUAAAAAAAGUUGGUUUGGACUCAUUUCUUAGAGCUCCAAACAUUUUGUUCUGUUCUGUUUCGGUUUGGUGUUUCAAAUUUUAUUGCAGUGAAGUUUUUUUUUUUUUGAGAAAUUUGAGGGUGAAAUGGAGGGCGGACAGAUAGCCAAGAAGAAUUUGAAGGUUGAUGUUUCGUCCGAGCAUGAUGGCACAAUUGAGUCUCAGGUGACUUCAGCAACAGGGCAGGGUACACCAGGCCUUACCAGGCAGCCGAGUGUGACAAAGGGCAACUGCUUGUGCUCUCCUACAACACAUGCUGGUUCCUUCCGGUGCAGACUUCACCGUGCCCCUAGUCUCCAGCGUACCAAAAGCAUUGACACCACUGCAAACCAGGACGCUGCAUCCAAAGAUUAACUGCACCGCCCCAGAACCUGACUCCAACGUAAUUGAUUCCCAAAAAUAUGUAUAAAUGUGUUAUUGGCUGUUAUUUAAACCCUUUUCAGUUCUUUUGUGUUCAGUCACCUAUUCAGUCCUUGUUGUUACUCUUAUGUCUAAAAAUCCGAUGUUCAAAUUUAUUAUUUUCUUAGUUUAAGUCUGUUUAUCUUCUUUUCCGUGUCUUCCAUGAUUUU